GUUUUAUUUGUCAUUUGUAUUAUUUUAUUUGCCCCUCGACCCUGACGGAUAAGCGGUAUAGAAAAUGGAUGGAUGGAUGGAUUAUUUUAUUUGUAAUUAUUUGUAUUUUAUUUAUAACAGAGCCACAUUCUUCACAGACUUGGCAGACUCUGAGUUUAGUUUCGGUUUCAGUUUCUUUCAAGCCAAAACAAGAUUUAGACAAAAGUUUCAGUCAUUUUUAAAUCUUCGUUUGAAAAAACAAAAUGAAGGGCUUUAUUUUGUUGCUGCUCCUAAGUCAGGAUGCACUUGCUGUGAAGCACUACCUGAAGUAUUUCCUCAGUGGAUCGUCUGGACUCCAAAACUUCCCAGAGUUUAUGGCUUUUUCGACAGUUGAUGACAUUCAGGGGGGUUACUGUGACAGCAAAGGAAGGAGACCAGAACCCAGACAUGACUGGACUAGAAAAUUAACAGAAGAUUAUCCUGAACACUUUGAAUACUACGCACAGGAGUGUAUACGCUACCAGCCCAUCUACAGAGCCCACAUUGUUAUGUUAAAGCAACAACUGAAUAAAACUGGAGGUGUUCACAUUUUCCAGAGGAUACACGGCUGUGAGUGGGAUGAGGAGACUGGAGAGGUUAAUGCUUUUAACCAGUUUGGUUAUAAUGGAGAAGAUUUCAUAGCUCUAGACUCAAAGACAAUGACGUGGGUUGCUGCAAAACCUCAAGCUGUCAUCACCAAACACAAGUGGAACAGAGACAUCAUUUACAUUGAAGCAAAAAGGUUGUACAACGCACAGAUUUGCCCUGAAAGGCUGAAGAAGUAUGUAGAAUAUUUGAAGAGCUUUCUACAGAAAGUAGUGCUUCCAUCGGUAUCUCUUCUCCAAAAGAGUCCCUCCUCUCCAGUCAGCUGCCAUGCUACAGGUUUCUACCCUGACAGAGCAAUGAUGUUCUGGACAAAAGAUGGAGAGGAGCAUCACGAGGGAGUGGACCACGGAGAGAUUCUCGCUAACCACGACGGGACCUUCCAGAUGACUGUUGAGCUGAAUAUAUCAGGGGUCACACUUGAAGACUGGCGGAGGUACGACUGUGUGUUUCACCUAUCUGGUGUGGAGGACAACAUUGUCACCAGACUGGACAAAGUGGUGAUCAGAACCAACUGGGAUCCUAAAAAGCAUUUUUGUUUCGGUUCCAGUCGCUCCCUCUGGGUUUGCUGCUGGUCUUGUCAUUGGUCCUGUUGUAGGACUGCUCCUCCUGGCACUCUUCACCGCAGGAAUCUUCAUCUGGAAAAGAAACAACAAUGGGUUCACAUCUGCAAACUCUUCAGAUCCUUCAUUCUCUGAAACUUCAGUCAAAGAUACAGCUCUUAACUGACCACAGGGCAGGUACUAUGAUCCCUUCUCUGCUCCGCCUGUUAAAUAAACGGAUUUAAAAACCA
Scatophagus argus is the source of this 1414-nucleotide messenger RNA. RefSeq names its product major histocompatibility complex class I-related gene protein-like. Gene Ontology annotation, cellular component: external side of plasma membrane. The record is from RefSeq and is a predicted model, not a curated record. NCBI's taxonomy places the organism in Eukaryota, Metazoa, Chordata, Actinopteri, Scatophagidae. The transcript is spliced from 7 exons. The coding region runs from base 243 to 1319 and encodes 358 amino acids. Gene Ontology annotation, biological process: immune response.